Hyaloscypha bicolor E is the source of this 2743-nucleotide messenger RNA. RefSeq lists its product as uncharacterized. NCBI's taxonomy places the organism in Eukaryota, Fungi, Ascomycota, Leotiomycetes, Helotiales, Hyaloscyphaceae. Bases 163 to 2607 code for a protein of 814 amino acids. The transcript has 4 exons. Gene Ontology annotation, molecular function: telomeric repeat DNA binding. The record is from RefSeq and is a predicted model, not a curated record. Gene Ontology annotation, cellular component: shelterin complex. Gene Ontology annotation, biological process: regulation of DNA-templated transcription; telomere maintenance via telomere lengthening.
CACAAACAACAUCACCGCGGGAAUGCCUCCUCGACGUCGCGGACCCUCUGUGUAAUAUGCGUGCCAGUUGUAGUAUGCUAUUGUUGUCGAGGAACGACUUCAUUUGAAAGCAGCUGCCUCGUCGCGUCCUUCUCCCUCCACUUCGCAACAGAAAACAGCAACAUGGCUUCGAUUGUUUACGAAGGCGUCGGUGGAGGGGGACAACUGUUUGCAGGGAUGAAGUUCUUUUUGCUACAGCGUCUGCCCACUCGAGACAGGUUCAAGGAGCUGGUGAAGGCCAACGGUGGUGAAAUCGUUCAAUUAGAGAAGCAGGCCGACAUCGUAAUUGCGGACCACGCUCGGAGAGAUAUCCCGCCUGGUUCUAUAUCCUGGAAAUUCAUCCAGCAAUCAGUGGCUAAGGGCGAACUGGAAGAUAUUGAAGAUCAUCGUGCCGGGCCCCCUGUGGGAACUAUUCGAGCAGUCGGAUCUGCACAACCUACGAAGAAGGGAAGGACUCCAUUUACAGCCGAGGAUGAUCGUAUACUCAUGGAAUGGUGCACAAAGGCCGAGCGAAAAGGUUUGUCAUUAAAGGGCAACGAUUUGUACAAACAGCUGGAAGCGAAGAAUAGCCGGCACACUUUCCAGUCAUGGCGAGAUCACUGGAUCAAAGACCUUUCUACUCGACCGCGACCUACGUUACCUGAAGCCGGCGGGGAUGAAGAUGAUGAGGACGAACCAUCCGAAGACGACGGCCCAGAGUUUAGACAACCCGUGCGGCAGCAAUAUGUGGCCCAAGUGGCUAAAGUAUACCGAAAUGCUGCUCCAGCAAGUUCGUCAACCAGUCGAGUUUCCCAAAGCAGGAACAUGAUUGAGAGAAAACCAGUUGGGAAGUCAUCGCCAACCCAUUCUUCGCCCGUGAAACCUACUGCCGGCAACAACUUCACAGACGAAGAUACAGAAUUACUUGAUGGUGUCUAUGGGGAUAUUUUGAAUUUAGACGAGGAUCAAAUUAUUGAUGCAUGGGUGGCAUGGGCUGAAAAUUAUCCACAGCACACCGCGCAAGAAUGGCGGAACUAUUUCAAAGAAUACGUAGUCCCCAAGAAACGAGCGGAACAAAAGGCAAAGAAAAACUCCCCUCCUUCAAAUCGACUUAAACCUACUCCUGGACCAAGUUCCUCGAGAAUCUCGCCUCCCCCUUCAAGUCGCCCCAAGGCUCCUGGACCCAGCUCGUCCAAAACAGUAUCCGCAAAGGCCCGGGAGAUUCAAGACUCACAGGAUACACCUGUCCAAACUACACAGCCUCCGAGUAAAAAGAGGAGAGGUUCUGAUCCCACACUUACAGAUGAGCAAUCAUUCAGAAAAGAUUUGUCAAAUCUAGCAGCGGAGUUGGAAUUGGAAGUGGAUUUCGCGCCUGAGAUAUGUGGCCGAAAGAUCCCAUUGUUCAAGUUAUGGCAAGUCGUACGGUCAGACGACUUUGGGGGGAUUGACAGAGUGAAUGGGAUGAAUCUCUGGCCGAAAGUGGCCCGUUUUCUCAGUUUCAAAGACAACCAACAGUCAACUGCUACCGAGGACCUCAAGGCUUGCUAUGAGGAGAUAUUGACUGAUCUCGAAGCAUAUCAGCAUUAUAAACUUGAGCAGAGUUUCACGGAGUCGCAGGAGGAGGCAAUGCUCAAGGCCCAGCUGCUUGAGACCGCAGCUCGAGAGACUCAGAACCUCUACGAGGCGGAAGAUGAGCAGGAAGAUCUUGUGGAAGAGGAGGAUGAGGACGACGAUCUUGACCGUCCUCAAUUCUCACCCCACCCUCCAUUUCCUUCGUCAUCCAGCAAAAGAAGUUUCGGUGCUGAUCGCACCAACGUCGAUACCUCAUACAAUAAGCGCCAGCGGAUCGACAAGGGCAAAGGCAAGGAGCUGGAGAUUCCAUCCACACCCGAGGAUGUCAUUAACAAUACUCAGAUGCCGCGACUAUCUCUCAGGCCAUCACCUCUUAAAUACUCCUCGCCCGCUCAACAGCAAGAAGAGGAAGACAGUAGUUCUGGCAUUGAAGACCUCUGGACCAAGCCACUCAAGCCCCAAGCAAAACCAAAACCCCAACAGCAAAAUCUCGAGCCAGAAACCCAGGAUUUCAACUACCCACAAACACAAGCACAGCCAGAGCAAGUAGAUGACGAUCCCUUCGUUGAUAUCUCCUCCCCACCACAACACAACCUUCCCAACCGCAGCAGCGGUAGCGACGCUGCAAAUCGCGGCUCGGAGUCCAACCCUCCCGGCUCCUCCACCCAAUCACAAACCGAAUCCGAGAAAGCUGCGGCCCUGGAACAAUAUAUGAAUGAAUGCAUCAGCUUCGGGUACACGCAACAAGCAGCGGUGCUUGCGCUUGAUGCAACGACGAUGGAGAUGGGACAGCAUGCUAUGCAGGUUAUGGAGGCGUUGGAGAACGAGCAGGGGAUUCCGGAUGAUAUUCCGGGGGUCUGGACGGAGGAGGAUGACAGGAUGGUGGAGGGGAGUGUGGAUAGUGAAGGGUAUAGAGAUUGUGUCCGGAAGCAUGGGGUUAAGAGGUGUGGGGUGAGGAGGAACUUUUUGAAGCAUAAGCGGGAGGUUCAGGAGAUGGAGGAGGAGGGUCGUACUUAGAGUUGGCUUCUGGGCUGCAUCGCAGUUACGAAUGAUGAGUGUUGAGCAUUUUGUAUGUUGCUAGACAGGACAAAGGCUCGGGCCACAAUAGCAUGGAUAGAGCGAGUGGGAGAGGGAAAUCAAUUAAUGGGUCACC